Messenger RNA from Sander lucioperca (pikeperch), 714 nucleotides. RefSeq names its product histone H1-like. The record is from RefSeq and is a predicted model, not a curated record. Gene Ontology annotation, biological process: nucleosome assembly. Bases 15 to 632 code for a protein of 205 amino acids. NCBI's taxonomy places the organism in Eukaryota, Metazoa, Chordata, Actinopteri, Perciformes, Percidae. The transcript has a single exon. Gene Ontology annotation, cellular component: nucleosome. Gene Ontology annotation, molecular function: structural constituent of chromatin; DNA binding.
AGAAAAAGACAGACAUGGCAGAAGAAGCUCCAGCAGUUCCCGCGGCGAAAGCCCCGGCCAAAGCCCCAAAGAAGAAGGCAGCUCCCCGGGCAAAGAGUGACGGACCCUCCCUCCCGAAGCUCAUCCUCGACGCCGUGACUGAGUCCAAGGACCGUAAAGGCACCUCGCUUCCGGCUAUCAAAAAAACGUUGGCUACUAAAGGCAUCGACCUGGAAAAGUCCAACAAACGCAUCAACACCGCGGUGAAGAAGCUGGUGACCGACGGAAAGUUGGUCCAGAAUAAAGGGAUUGGGGCUUCCGGAUCCUUCAAGCUCCCCAAGGCUCAGCCUAAAGCCGCCAAAACAGGCAAGAAAGCUCCCGUUAAAGUGAAGAAGCCCGCGGCCAAGUCCCCGCAGAAGAAAACGGCAGCUAAGAAAACGGCAGUAAAGAAGACUGCAGCCAAGAAAACCGCCGCUAAGAAACCAGCAGUCAAGAAGCCAGCAGCGAAGAAGUCUCCUGUGAAGAAAACUGCCAAAAAGCCAGCAGUCAAAUCUACUCCCAAGAAGGCUGCCCCGAAAAAGGUCGCAAAGAAGAAGACCCCUGUGAAGAAAGCUCCGGCAAAGAAAGCUGCAGCGAAGAAGUCCAAGAAGUAAAGUGGCUCUUUAAUCUGCACUCAGUGCACCAAAAGGCUCUUUUAAGAGCCACCACACAUUCACGAGAGAGCUGUUUUCCUAC